Molecule: messenger RNA, 234 nt
Organism: Moesziomyces antarcticus
Lineage: Eukaryota; Fungi; Basidiomycota; Ustilaginomycetes; Ustilaginales; Ustilaginaceae
Product: N19M, NADH-ubiquinone oxidoreductase 9.5 kDa subunit
Exons: 3
Coding region: 1-234 (77 amino acids)
Source: RefSeq, a predicted model, not a curated record
AUGGCGUCGCUCUUCUCUCCGUUCCGAAACACAUUUCGAUACCUCCAAUAUGCGGCACACGAGCACCCGGUUGUAUUCUACUCGAUCGUGAUCGGCUCGGUCGGCCCUGUGGCUGUGGUGGCUGUGCCGCCUAUCCGCAAGGCGUACGGCUGGAAGCCCGCAGAGAAGGUCCCCACGUCCUACCCGCUGCCUGCGCGUCAACGUCAAGAGAUCAACGCCUACGACGACGAGUAA